Blepharisma stoltei is the source of this 1281-nucleotide messenger RNA. The record is from the annotation of a GenBank genome assembly. Lineage: Eukaryota; Ciliophora; Heterotrichea; Heterotrichida; Blepharismidae.
AUGCAUAAGAGAAAAUACGAACACACUCCAAGCUACAGCACUCCAAGCCAAUCUGUAGCCCGUAGCAGCCGUAGUUCAUCCACACACAACAGCAACAAAGUAACUGUUAUUUAGACUGAUCGAUAUCUCAAUUCUCGCAAGAUCGACUAUGUUCCAGGAUUUAACAUCAGCACAUCUGCAUAUGCUGAUAACGAGUCUUCAAGUCUUUACAGCCACUUGUGCUAUUCAGAUUCCACACUUACUUCCAACGACGCCCCGCUAUUUCGAAGCACUUCUACAACCUGCAUCCCUUCUGCCUCCUAUCGAGCUUUGCCAACCCAGGCAUCCCGAAUUUUGGAUGCUCCAGAUAUCCUUGACGACUACUACUUGAAUGUUUUGGCCUGGUCAGAUUCUAAUCUAUUAGCUGUGGCCUUGCGAAACAGGCUUUACCUCUGAAAUGCUGCUAACGGAAGCGUCAGCCAAUUGCUGGAAUAUCCUGCAGAUAUUAUCACAUCAGUCUCAUGGAUGAAGGGCGGCUCUUGUUUGGCUGUUGGCGACUCAGGACACACAAUAAAGCUGUUCGAUAUUGACAAAUCGUCAGAAAUCCGAAGCAUUUCAGCACAUGCAGAUCGUGUUUCUUCUUUAGCAUGAAACGGUUAUGUUUUAAGCUCAGGAAGUAGGGAUGCGUCUAUAAUCCAGCAUGAUUUAAGGAUCCAAAAUUACUUUGUGAAAAAUCAAGCACAUACCCAAGAAGUGUGUGGGCUGAAAUGAAAUCCUGAAGGCACACAAUUGGCUUCUGGCGGAAAUGAUAAUAAGCUUUGUCUGUGAGAAUUAAGUUCGACUACUCCUCAGUUCACAGCUAAUGAGCACACUGCAGCUGUAAAAGCUUUGGCAUGAUGCCCAUGGAAGGCUAAUUUAUUAGCAACUGGCGGGGGAACAGCUGAUAAACAAAUUAAGUUGUGAAACUCUGUGACGGGAAGCUGCAUCAAAUCUAUUGACUCAGAAAGCCAAGUUUGCGGGUUAGAGUGGAACCAGCAUGAUAAAGAACUGCUGAGCGCUCAUGGAUACUCAAGAAACCAAUUAACGCUAUGAAGAUACCCGGACAUGAAGAAAAUUAAUGAUUUUAUGGGACACUCUGCAAGAAUCCUCUGCCUCGCGCAAAACCCGGAAGGCUCGAUGGUUGUUUCAGCUGGAGCAGACGAAACUUUGAGGUUUUGGUCGAUUUUUGAAAGUUCUAUUGUGAAAACCUCGAAGCCUACAGUAGAAUCUCCAAGCAGAGGAAUGGGAUAUGGGCAGAGAUAA